GCCAACUUGUUUGAAUAGAUGACUACCAGAGACCGAACUGCAAUAUUCAAAAGAUAUAGAGAAGAGUCUGUUGUUGCCAAAAGAAGACGCUCAGGAAAUGAUGGUAUUCAAACUAUAGGCAACCAAUCUUUAAGUGGCAACCACAAGGAAUUGGCACCUUUCCUUAACAAAGGUAUAUUCGUUGCAAGCCUUGGCUGUGACAACCUAUUCAUCAAAUGCGCAUUUGUAGGUUCCAUUCAAACUGACUCUCACACCGUAUUUUUACCCCCUCAGUGGUUAGACUGGUAUGAAGAACUCAGCAAUAGUGUUGAUUCGGUUACGCACCAGCUAGCCCAACUUGAGUCGUUACAACAAAACCACCUUUUACCCGGAUUUGAAGAGAGAUCUGAUGAAGAAAGUCAAAUUAGCGAACUAAGUCGCAAUAUUACUUUACUUUUGCAGCGUUCCCAAGAAAGAAUAAGACUGUUGGCACCGUCAAGUAGUGAACCGAAUAUUUCUAGCGAAGAGAAGUUAUUAAGAACAAACGCGCAAAAGUACUUUGCCUCAAAACUGCAGGAGCUUUCUCUUUCUUUUCGUAGAAACCAAAAAGAGUAUUUAAGGAAGUUGCAAGGUCAAAAUGCUUUGGUAGAAGAAAGUACCGAUGAGAAUCCGCUCUCUACAAGUUUAGAAUUGGAAGAAUAUGAUCCUGGUUUUACUCAGGAACAGGUUAUGCUAUUGGAAAACUCGGACCAGGUUGCAAGUGAACGACAGAGAGAGAUUAUGAAGAUAGCUUCUUCUAUCAACGACCUAGCAACAAUAGUAAAGGAUAUUGCUUCGUUGGUCAUUGAUCAAGGCACCCUGUUGGAUCGCAUAGACUACAAUGUUGAAGAAAUCGAAGUUUCAACAGAAGGUGCAGUUAAAGAGUUGGAAAAAGCUAAGCGGAGUCAAAAGAAAGGUUUGGCAUUUUUCUUAAUUCUUAUUCUUUCCAUUGGCUGUGGCAUAAUGUUUUUAUUGUUACUUGCCAAAAUUUUCCGUUAAUUUCACAGCAUCUUAAAUUUUCCUUUCUUCGGCCAAAUCAAAAUAUCCCCUUUUGAUAUAAAAAUCCACCACAAUAUCUCUUCCGCGAAAGAAAUGGGAUUCUAGAAGACGACCUACUCGUUGAGUUGGGGUGUAGAAGAAGUUUUUCACUUGGACAGUGCUUCUAUUGAGUAGGCAGCUUGAGGUUGUUUUGGUUUUCAAUAGAGUUUCGUUAUUUGUUUUUCUGCCGUGCACAGUUAGUCGCUGAAUUUCUCUAGCUCGCUUCCCCAACAUAUAUAAAGACUUCACCAAAGCGAGUAGUUCUUGCCUAGCGUCCGUAACAAGAAAUAAUUCAAGUUUGUGCUCUAUUAACGCAAAUUUUACAUUUCUCGUUGUCAAAUCACGUCAUAAAGUUGUCAAUCAGACG
Galdieria sulphuraria is the source of this 1423-nucleotide messenger RNA. RefSeq names its product syntaxin isoform 2. Bases 19 to 1017 code for a protein of 332 amino acids. The transcript has 3 exons. Gene Ontology annotation, molecular function: SNAP receptor activity; SNARE binding. Gene Ontology annotation, cellular component: membrane; SNARE complex; endomembrane system. Gene Ontology annotation, biological process: vesicle fusion; vesicle-mediated transport; intracellular protein transport. The record is from RefSeq and is a predicted model, not a curated record. Lineage: Eukaryota; Rhodophyta; Bangiophyceae; Galdieriales; Galdieriaceae.